UAGUAAGUGCUGCUAUCAAUGAAGAGUAAAUUGCAUAAUGUGCUCCGCAACUUCCAGAUGAAAGUUGACAUUGCUCGACAGACAUUGAACCACAAUGUGGCAUGUGCUUUGGAAGAUAUUGCAGGGGCUGAUGGCACGGCGGAGUUUAAACAAUUGUUUCACAAAUGGUUUACCAUAAUAAACAGCAAGCGCCCCAUAACGGAUUUGAAGGAUGAAAAUCUGUUGUGGCUGAAAGACCACUUUAUUCCUUAUCUGAUGGAAUGGAGGAGUGAGGUGACAAACAUGCACCCGGGAGAAGAGAAGCGUAUUCUUGCAAAGCAAACGUUUGAAGGACUUCUCUUCAGCACCAACAACAUUUUACCUUUAACAAAGCAGUUGUUGCACUAUAUUGAUGGUGUUCCACUAGGCAACCUCACACAAGAUUGCCUCGAAGCCAUGUUUGGCAAUCUGAGACAAUACAUGCAUCGGAAUACAAAUCCUGAUAUAUCACAAGUUGGAUACGGAAUAAAUGCUCUUUCAAAGAGAAGAAUAAUUUCUAAAAUUAAAGGUGGCAACACCACUGGUUCACAUGGUGCAAUUAAUGCAUGGACGAAAGUUUGUAAUGAUCCUUUGGGUAAAAGAAAGAAAAAAACAUAAACACAUAAACAUUCAUUUUGAUAUAGUGGGGUGGGGAAAAUUGGGACAUAAAAUCAAUAUAUAUAAUAUAUACAUGACUAUGAUGACAGUUUUAUUUUUAAUUCGGAUCUUUUAUUUUAAAAUUGUUAAUAACCUAUGUAUAAUAUAUAUAAAUAUAUUAUGUAUAAUAAAGUUUAUUUAUAUAUUUUUGUUUCACAAAUUGGGUAGUACUACACCUUAUUGCCCUUAAACUACCUCUCGUUAAUUUGUCCAAGUGCAUGUGACUGAAUUUCAAAUAUAUUUGUUAUAGUCAUUCAGAUUAUAAAUCUUGUUAUUAUAUCAGUAUAUUAUAUUUGAAUUACUCAUUAAGGUGGAAAUUAUUGAAUUACACAUCAAAUCUUUUAAAGUUUGGCUUCAAAUGCCUAAA
Ciona intestinalis (vase tunicate) is the source of this 1042-nucleotide messenger RNA. The record is from RefSeq and is a predicted model, not a curated record. Lineage: Eukaryota; Metazoa; Chordata; Ascidiacea; Phlebobranchia; Cionidae.